AUGGGCGAUGAUCCACUACGCCUGUACAUGCCAACAACCUAUGUGGACGUGAGCGGUGAUGAUAGCAGUUCUUUCUCUGAUGAUUCAUCAUCUGAUGAGUGUGCGCCUCCACAGUCGGUGAAAAAGUUUCUUCCUCCUCCUCCUGAAGAUAUAGCAUGUGAUAUUGAGGACGAAAUAAAAGAAUCAUCAACCAGUGGUGAGUGUAAUCUUUCGCAGAUGCAUUUAUUGGUAGUUCCCCCUAGUUUACCUCUGGAGUUCCUGGCUACCCUCAUUCUCUCCGAUAAUAAACUGAGUGAACUCAAUGAGGAAAUGUUUGAAGGUAAAAAUUGCCAAAAUCUUUUAAAGUUCGAUGCAAGCUCAAAUAAUUUGACUUCUAUUCCAAAAUCACUUUUAAAGCUAGCUAAAGUGGAAAUAUUGUUACUUGAUCAUAAUAAUAUAACUACACUACCAUUUGAGAAGAGUUAUAAUGAAAAGGAGGUCUUUCUACCUUCUCUUAAGCGGGUGGGACUUGAAUUUAAUGAUCUUCAAGUGUUCCCAGUAGAAUUCUUUACCUAUUCUCCACUAUUAGAGGAAGUUUUCCUUGGACAGAAUGACAAUAUGCUUGAGAAUCCUGUUCCUUUUAAUGAUCUGCUUAAUUCUCCUAUUGCAAAACAAGUUUCCUCAGGAGAUAAGGAAUUUUCUAACAGACGAGUCACGGUUAAGGUGGAUAACAGACCUCGUUUCCUUCAACAGGUAAAAGAAGAAUGUUGGGAUGUAAAACUUCCCUGGUUAAAUAUUGAUCUGCAUAAGGUUUACCCUGAUAAAGUACUUGGUUUUCUAUACCUUGGCUCCCUCCGAACAGCGCAAACAGUUACUGUAUAUCGAGACCUCAAUAUUGGUUAUAUUCUCAGUGUGGCGCGAGAUUUGGAUGUGCGUGUGGACCCGGGUAUGGAACAACUUGUGCUGCCAGUAGAUGAUCUUCCUGGAGAAGAUUUUCGUUCACUUUUUGAUAAGGCCUUUAAUUUUAUAGAUAAGGCUAAAAAUGAUAAUAAAGGAGUCUUACUACACUGUUUCGCAGGUCUAUCUAGAUCGGUUACUGUAGCUGCAGCAUAUUUGAUGAACCGUCAUGGCAUGACCCGUGAUGAAGCUCUUGCUCUUAUUAAGGAAGCACGCCCAGCGGCGCAACCAAAUCCAGGAUUCAUGGAGAUGUUAGCAAAAUAUGAAUUACAACUUAGGUCUACUUCUGAAUAA
Trypanosoma theileri is the source of this 1230-nucleotide messenger RNA. RefSeq names its product phopshatase. The coding region runs from base 1 to 1230 and encodes 409 amino acids. Gene Ontology annotation, biological process: negative regulation of MAPK cascade; protein dephosphorylation. The record is from RefSeq and is a predicted model, not a curated record. Gene Ontology annotation, molecular function: MAP kinase tyrosine/serine/threonine phosphatase activity; protein binding; protein tyrosine/threonine phosphatase activity. The transcript has a single exon. Gene Ontology annotation, cellular component: cytoplasm. Lineage: Eukaryota; Euglenozoa; Kinetoplastea; Trypanosomatida; Trypanosomatidae.